CCGGCGGGGGCCUUUGCUGGGGGAGUCUCGGUCCCCGGGCUGCGCCCCCCGGGGCCCCGCGUCCCGUUCCCCGCAGGCACCGGGAACGAGCCGGGGCUGAUUCCGCCCCCUGGAAGGGGCUGGGUUGGAUCCGGGGCGGGAUGAGCCUGCGGCGGAGCCAGGCGGAGCCGUGACUGGUUCGUGUCCGAUCCCGCUGCUGUGUGCGGGGGGGGCACAACAGAGCGAGCCGCGCCCUCCCCCGCACGGCAUGGAGCGGCGGCCGGAGGCCGAGGCGAUGCGGCCCCGAGUCCAGGCUAUAGCAGCACCCCCUCCAGGGCAGAGCGUCCCCCCGAAGAGUGACCAGCCAGCUCCUGCUGCAGCCCCCUCCCCAUCUACAGGAGAAACAUUGCCCCCCAGGAGUGACUGGUCUGCCCCUCCCGCAGCGACCCCUAUGGGAGAGUGCAUCCCCCCCCAGAGCCACCAGCCUUCCCCCCCUGCCACACCUGCCCCUGUUGCAGUGACUCCUCCAGGAGAAGUCCUGCCCCCCUGGGGAGACCAGCCAGCCCCUACCACUGCCCCCCCAUCUCAAGAAGAAGCACUGCCCCCCCGGCAAGACCAGCCAGCCCCUGCUGCUGCUGCCCCAUCUUCAGGAGAAGCCCUGCCCCCCUGGCAAGUCAAGCCGGCCCUUACCACUGCCCCCCCACCUCCAGGAGAAGCCCUGCCCCCCCGGGGAGACCAGCCAGCCCCUGCCGCUGCCCCCCUGCCUCCAGGAGAAGCUCUGCCCCCCCGGGGAGACCUACCAGCCCCUGCCUCCCCACCUCCAGGAGAAGCUCUGCCCCCCCGGGGAGACCAACUAGCCCCUGCCUUCCCACCUCCAGAAGCUCUGCCCCCCCAGGGAGACCAACCAGCCCCUGCCCCCCCACCUCCAGGAGAAGCUCUUCCCCCCCGGGGAGACCAGCCGGCCCCAGUAGUUUCUCCAGCCGCUGUGGAAGGGAUCCCUGCAGGAGCAAAGAGCCCUCCAGGAAAUGCCUGGCUUUCCCCAGCUGCAGCCGCCCCCACGGGAGAAGCGCUACCCCGCAGGAGCAAUGGGCCAUCCCCUGCCACCGCCGCUUCUCCACUCCGUGCCGCAGCUGCCAGCAGCCCCAGGCCCAAGCAAGGUGCCCAGAAAGCUGAAGCAAGGCAGAGGCAGGCGAAGGAGCGGAGGGAGGAGCGGGCCAAGUACCUGGCCACCAAGCGAGCGCUGUGGCUGCAGAAGGAGGAGAAGGCCCAGAUGCUGCGGGAGAGGCAGCUGGAGGAGCGCAGGAAGCGGCUGGAGGAGCAGAGGCUGAAGGCAGAGAAGCGCCGGGCCGUCCUGGAGGAGCGCCAGAGGCAGAAGCUGGAGAAGAACAAGGAGCGCUACGAAGCCGCCAUCCAGAGGUCAGCCAAGAAGACCUGGGCUGAGAUCCGGCAGCAGAGGUGGUCGUGGGCUGGCGCGCUGCACCAGAGCUCCCCCAGGCACAAGGAUGGUGCGAGCCGGUGCUCAGUGUCCGCUGUUAACCUCCCCAAACACGUGGACUCUAUAAUCAACAAGCGGCUCUCCAAAUCCUCCGCCACUCUCUGGAACUCUCCCAGUAGAAACCGGAGCUUGCAGCUGAGCCCCUGGGAGAGCAGCAUCGUGGACCGGCUCAUGACGCCCACCCUCUCCUUCCUGGCCCGCAGCAGAAGCGCCGUGACGCUGGCCGGUGCUGGCAAGGAGCAGGCAGUGCCGGUGUGCCCCCGCUCCGCCUCCACCAGCCCCCUCAACCCCUGCAACAACCACCGGGUGCAGCACCGCUGCUGGGAGCGCCGCAGGGUGGUGGCCAGCAGCCCGGACGUGACGCUGCGCCGGAGAGUUGAGUCCUCGCCCAAGAAGAAGGAGAAGAAGGACAAGGAGCGGGAGAACGCCAAGGAGCGGAGCGCCCUGUCUCGCGAGCGGGGCCUCAGGAAGCACCAGCCCCAGCCCGGCAGCCAACCCAGACUGCCCCGGCCCGCCGCGGACAGCAGCCCAGGGCCAAAGAAUCGGCCCACAUCGCCUGCCACCCCCAACCACUGGCCGGCUUCCCCCAGCCCAGGCCUCAGUUCACCCCACAAGCCGCCACUGCCCCGCAGCGCCCACUCCUCCCGCAAGGGGCGGCCCAGGGCCAAGGAGGAGCGCAAGGAGCAUGUGAGCCAGCAAAAGGCGCACGAGAGGAAGGAGGAGGAAGAGGAGAGGGGAGCAGCCUCCCCGGCCCCACUCGACACUCCCAAGACCCCCGGGCCCGCUGAGCAGCCCCCAGGCGCUGCUGCCCCCUCUGGCACCGCCAGCCCCAUGCCAGCUCCUGCCACGCCUUCGGGCAAACCCAUGGCGGGCACCACAGACCGAGAAGAGGCAGCUCGGCUCCUGACAGAGAAACGCCGGCAAGCCCGCGAGCAGCGUGAGCGCCGGGAGCAGGAGGAGCAGGAGAGGCGCCAGAGGGAGGAGCAGGCCCAGCGGGAGGCCCAGGAGCAGGCCCAGCGGGAGGCAGAGGCCCGCCGGCUGGAGGAGGAGCAGAGGCGGCAGCAGGAGGAGCGGCGCCGCCAGGAGGAGCGCCAGGCCGAAGAGCGGGCCCGAGCCGAGCAGGAGGAGAUGGAGCGACUGCAGAAACAGAGGGAGGAGGCAGAGGCGCGGGCCCGCGAGGAGGCCGAGAGGCAGCGGCUGGAACGGGAGAAGCAUUUCCAGAGGGAGGAGCAGGAGCGACUGGAGAGGAAGAAGCGGCUGGAAGAGAUCAUGAAGAGGACACGCAAGUCAGACGCAGCUGAUGCCAAGAAGAAGGAAGAGAAGAAAAUGGUGAAUGGGAAAGAAACCAAACAGGAGACUGACGCCAGCCCAGGCUGUGGGAAGCGAACAGGGCCGCUGGCAAAGGAAGAGGAGCUCCCUGAGUCAGAGACGCCCAGCACAGAAAGCCAGAGUGUGCGGAUGGGCCCUGUCCCUGCGAGGCCGCAGCAAAGCCCCCCCAGCAAGGACAUGGUGCCCCUGGUGAACGGCGUGCAGCCCGGCAAGCAUGAGAAUGGCUUCCCUGGCAAGGAGGUGGGCCAGGGCGUGCUGGAGCUCUCACCGCACAGUGGUAGCGCCGACCCCCUCAUCCCCUUCGGGGACAAGGAACCCUUCCUCAAGACGGCCGUCGUCAAGCCCCCCCAGGUCACAGAAGUGCUGUGAGGGGCAGGUGCGUCUCCCUGGGCAGAGCGCCCCCUGGUGGCCUGCGCCGUGGCUGCCUCGGUGCGGGGGCGAGGCGAAGUGCCAAUUCCGGACUUUCUCACCGAACUAUAGCUGUUACCAGACGAAAAACCACGUCACUCCCACCUACCGCCCCAGGAAGAGGAUGAACCGGGCAGGGCAGGGGGCCAGGAUGUGCCCCCCCCGCCAGCCCCAGGGACUCUUGGUUUCUCUUUUUGUUCGUUAUUAACAUGCACCUUAUCAGACUGACACCCCCGCCCCUCCGAGCGGUUCCCACCGCGCCGCCCCUGACGUGUGGUGUAAUGAUGUCGUUAUUUAACUUGCUGGGGACAGUGUAUGUGAAUAAUGUAAAUAAAGCUCCGUGUGACAUCAGGGACGAGCGCCGGGCCCAGUUCUCUCUGUGCAGGAGGCGGGGCCCAUCCCACAAGCUUGGAGGGCGCAGGAGGCUGGCGCUCCCCGGCCAUGUUCAUGGGUCUAGGGUUCAAUCUCAUUUAACCUCCUGCAGCCAGGCCCAGCCAGCCACUCGGUGCCCCCCGUACGACGUGCUACGCUUCUGGGCCGCUGCGGGCGCGGGUGUCUGUGCUGUGUGGGGGGGAGGGGGCCACUGGGGCCACACCCGCCUCGCUCGGUGUCAAUGUGACAGUGUUAUGCAUCUGAACAAUAAAAUGGAAGAGCCGCCCCGCC
Molecule: messenger RNA, 3874 nt
Organism: Gopherus evgoodei (Goodes thornscrub tortoise)
Lineage: Eukaryota; Metazoa; Chordata; Testudines; Testudinidae
Gene: MAP7D1
Product: MAP7 domain containing 1
Exons: 18
Coding region: 248-3172 (974 amino acids)
Biological process (GO): microtubule cytoskeleton organization
Cellular component (GO): microtubule cytoskeleton
Source: RefSeq, a predicted model, not a curated record